GCCAUCAGAGAAUCUACAAUCACUGAUGGAGAAGAAUCAGUCCCUACUAGAGGAGAACGAAAAAUUAAGUCGUGGUCUGAGUGAGGCAGCUGGUCAGACAGCCCAGAUGUUGGAGAGGAUCAUUUUGACAGAGCAAGCCAAUGAAAAAAUGAAUGCCAAGCUAGAAGAGCUCAGACAGCAUGCAGCCUGCAAAGUGGAUCUUCAAAAGCUAGUAGAGACUUUGGAAGACCAGGAAUUAAGAGAAAAUGUAGAGAUAAUUCGUAACCUGCAACAAGUGAUUACCCAGCUAUCGGAUGAAACUGCUGCUUGCAUGGCUGCGGCUAUUGACACUAUGGUGGAACCAGAAGCUCAAGUGGAAACCAGUCCAGAAACCAGCAGGUCUUCUGAUGCUUUCACCACUCAGCAUGCUCUACGUCAAGCUCAGAUGUCUAAGGAGCUGAUUGAGUUGAAUAAAGCCCUUGCACUGAAAGAGGCCCUAGCUAGAAAAAUGACUCAGAAUGAUAGCCAACUACAGCCCAUUCAGUUCCAGUACCAGGAUAAUAUUAAAAAUUUAGAAUUGGAAGUCGUCAAUCUGCAAAAAGAAAAGGAAGAAUUGGUUCUUGAACUUCAGACAGCAAAGAAAGAUGUCAACCAAGCCAAAUUGAGUGAACGCCGCCGCAAACGUCUUCAGGAGCUGGAGGGUCAAAUAGCUGAUUUGAAAAAGAAACUGAAUGAACAGUCCAAACUUCUGAAACUAAAGGAAUCCACAGAGCAUACUGUCUCCAGACUGAACCAGGAGAUACAGAUCAUGAAAAACCAGCGAGUACAGUUAAUGCGUCAGAUGAAAGAAGAUGCUGAGAAGUUUAGACAGUGGAAGCAGCAGAAAGACAAAGAAGUAAUCCAGUUAAAAGAACGAGACCGUAAGAGACAAUAUGAGCUGCUCAAACUUGAAAGAAACUUUCAGAAACAGUCCAAUGUGCUCAGACGUAAAACUGAGGAGGCAGCAGCUGCCAACAAGCGUCUCAAGGAUGCUCUCCAAAAACAACGGGAGGUUGCAGAUAAACGGAAGGAGACUCAGAACCGUGGAAUGGAAGGCACUGCAGCUCGAAUUAAGAAUUGGCUUGGAAAUGAAAUUGAGGUUAUGGUCAGUACUGAGGAAGCCAAACGCCAUCUGAAUGACCUUCUUGAGGACAGAAAGAUCCUGGCGCAAGAUGUGGCCCAGCUCAAAGAAAAAAAGGAGUCUGGGGAAAAUCCGCCUCCUAAACUCCGGAGGCGCACAUUCUCACGUGAUGAAGUGCGUGGUCAAGUUGCGGAGUCAGAGGAUUCUAUUACAAAGCAGAUUGAAAGCCUAGAGACUGAAAUGGAACUCAGGAGUGCUCAAAUUGCUGACCUACAGCAAAAGCUUCUGGAUGCAGAAAGUGAAGACAGGCCAAAACAACGCUGGGAAACUAUUGCUACAAUUCUGGAAGCCAAAUGUGCCUUGAAAUAUUUAGUUGGAGAGCUGGUCUCCUCCAAAAUACAGGUCAGCAAGCUUGAAAGCAGCCUAAAACAGAGCAAGGCCAGCUGUGCUGACAUGCAGAAGAUGCUGUUCGAGGAGCGAAAUCAUUUUGCUGAGGUAGAACUAGAGUUAAAAGCUGAGGUAGCCAGAGUGGAUCAGCAGCAGCAAGAGAAGGUGCUGUACCUUCUCAGCCAGCUGCAGCAAAACCAAAUGGCAGAGAAGCAGCCGGAGGAGUCAGUUAGUGAAAAAGAACAGCAACUGCUGAGCAGACUGAAAUGCCAGGAUGAGGAGCUUAGGAAGAUGCAAGACGUGUGUGAGCAAAAUCAGCAGCUUCUCCAAGAGAAUGAAAUCCUCAAGCAGAAACUUACUCUCUUCCAAGUAGCCAGCAGACAGAACCCUCAUGUUUCUAAGGAUGGCCUCCAAUCUCCAGACUCUUCCUUUGAAUAUAUGCCACCUAAGCCAAAACCUUCCCGUGUUAAAGAAAAGUUCCUGGAGCAAAGCAUGGACAUCAAGGAUCUAAAAUGUUAUGCAGAGCAUUUUGUGAAUGAGCAUGAGGAUGGUGACAGUGAUGGUGAUGCUGAUGCUGAUGAUGGGGAUGAUGAAGAAUGGAAACCAAAAAAAUUAGUUAAAGUGUCCAGGAAGACCAUCCAAGGGUGUUCCUGCAAGGGCUGGUGUGGGAACAAGCAGUGUGGGUGCAGGAAGCAAAGGUCAGACUGUAGCAUGGCCUGCAGCUGUGACCCCACAAAAUGUCGGAACCGCCAACAAGGCCAGGAUAGCUUGGGUACUGUUGAGCGGACCCAGGAUUCUGAAGGCUCCUUCAAACUGGAGGAUCCCACAGAGGUGACCCCAGGAUUGAGCUUCUUCAACCCCGUCUGCGCCACCCCCAAUAGCAAGAUCCUAAAAGAGAUGUGUGAUGUGGAUCAGGUGCUAUUGAACAAGACUGCUCUUGCUCUCUCCUUUGACCUCCCAGAACUGAAGCAUAUAGCAGCAGAAUCCCAAGAAAAUAAGGCCCCAGGGAAGAAAAAGAAGCGAACUCUGGCCAGCAAUACCAGCUUCUUCUCUGGCUGCUCGCCUAUUGAAGAAGAGGCCCACUGAAGUUGUCAUCAUCUCUACCCUCAGUCCGCAUUGGGAGAUGAUUUCAGGUUGCAGCCAGGAGGAAUUUUUUAGUGACUUCUCUGGAUUUCAGGUUUCUCAUAAUUGAGAAAAAGGACAGAGUGUUACUGAAAGGAAGGGGACCUUUACUGAAUGUUGGCCCUUAGUCUUCAGCGACCUGCCCCCCAGACUUUUCUUCUCCAGAAGGUGCUAACCCACCUACUGCAGAAUUGACUGACCUUCCCACUGACUCUUCAGGAACCAGUCCCCAGUAUGAUCUAGCUUUUUUUUCCUUUGUGAGCAAUUGAACCCGUCUCCUGUUGGAGUUGAGGUUGAGACUUUCCUUUCUCAGCCUAAUGGAGAAACCUGUCCCAGGAUGAAGGAAGGCCUGGCUCAGUUCCUUCACCUCACCUCAGGAAUGCGGCUGGAAUCUUUCCUGUCUUGACUCUUUCUGGGUUUUAAUUUGUUUUAACAGGACCCCCAACUGUCUGCCAUGUUGUUGAAGUGAAUGAAACAUUUUUAAAUGUUAAGUAAAUAAAUAAACCUUAGCCCAUCUA
Molecule: messenger RNA, 3126 nt
Organism: Castor canadensis (American beaver)
Lineage: Eukaryota; Metazoa; Chordata; Mammalia; Rodentia; Castoridae
Source: RefSeq, a predicted model, not a curated record